Oncorhynchus tshawytscha (Chinook salmon) is the source of this 8842-nucleotide messenger RNA. Its product is annotated as muscarinic acetylcholine receptor M4. Gene Ontology annotation, molecular function: protein binding; G protein-coupled serotonin receptor activity; G protein-coupled acetylcholine receptor activity. The record is from RefSeq and is a predicted model, not a curated record. The coding region runs from base 1002 to 4742 and encodes 1246 amino acids. Gene Ontology annotation, cellular component: plasma membrane; synapse; intracellular membrane-bounded organelle. NCBI's taxonomy places the organism in Eukaryota, Metazoa, Chordata, Actinopteri, Salmoniformes, Salmonidae. The transcript is spliced from 17 exons. Gene Ontology annotation, biological process: regulation of locomotion; chemical synaptic transmission; adenylate cyclase-activating adrenergic receptor signaling pathway.
UAGUAAUGCCUGAUGUGCUGAGCCAGGUCUGAUCUGACUAAUGUUUUGGAGAACAUAGACCAAUAGCUAGCCUAGCUACACUGCUAGUUUGCUAACCACAGUCGGUCAACACAAUAUGAAAACACCGGAGAAAAUGAAACAUAAAUAUACGAGACCGUUUCAGACGCUGGUAAAAGUCUAAUAUAUGUAACUAGUCAAGUCGUCAAGAACAUCCAACCGUAGCAGUGGGGAAAAAGUAGGGACGUAGUCGAGUAUAUCGCUAACGUUAGCUAGUUUGGCCAAAUGCCUUGUUUGGGUUGGUUGUCAACACUUGAGUUGGACAAACGCUGGCUUGUUAGUUUUUUGGGAGACGGAUAGCUAUAGAUUGUAACACAAUAUAAUGUGAUUUAACCAAAUAUUACUGGUAGUUACAGGCAUGGCUGUACAAAACGUCGUCAAGAGAGUUUUCAACUGACAACUUUAACCUGCUAUUGGCGAUACUAUCUUUGUCCUCCACCAGUAUAAUGAACCACAUUUGUUGGGUUAAAUCACAUUAUCUGGUUUUACAAUCUGGAGCUAGGAGACGGGUAGUUAACUCGAUUUUGAAGUUUCAUGACAGCCUGUUUUCGUUUCUCUGUGUUUCAGUUUAACUGCCAGAACCCACACCACCAGUUGUUUGGUCAUUAACGUUAUGUUUUAAUUCUGUAAAACGAACAGAUUUAAAUGAUUCAUGCCACCAAUGGCAACAUUGUCAUCAGCUCCUCAUGGCUGUUAACAAAUGACAACUGCAGUGAUUAGGUAACUAAUAAGUAAAAAAAAUUUUUUUAGCUAGUUAGCUACAAACAUGGUUCUGUCAUCAAUAGUUGGAUUUCAUAAGGUAAAGGUGUAGACUACAAGCUAGAUGCCCCUUUAGACUACAAGCUGGCCACACACACUUUCAUAUGGCCUUUGCGAAGACCCUUUGGUGACUGAGACCAACAUACACCAGUGUGAAGGAGAGGGAGGAAGGUCUGAUCUUCGAGAUGACUGUCUACCCAAAGAAUUCAGUGCGGAUCUUAUCUGCCCGGGAGCGUGGUGCCCGCGGCCUUGGCUCCCAGCGCCUCCUGCAGCAGCUUGUUGAGGAGAAGACCCGGAGGAUGAAAUGGCAGAGUCAGAAAGUGGAGUUGCCGGACAGCCCUCGUUCUACCUUCCUGUUGGCUUUUAGCCCGGACAGGACCUUAAUGGCCUCCACACAUGUCAACCACAACAUUUAUGUCACAGUGGUUAAGACAGGGAAGUGUGUUCACUCUCUGGUUGGCCAUCGCCGCACUCCUUGGUGUCUGACCUUUCACCCUACCAUCCCUGGUUUGGUGGCUUCGGGAUGUCUGGAUGGAGAGGUUCGCAUCUGGGACCUGCAUGGUGGCAGUGAGAGCUGGUUCACUGAGAGCAAUGUGGCCAUUGCCUCCCUGGCCUUUCACCCUACCGCCCAGCUCCUUCUCAUAGCAACAAACAAUGAGGUUCACUUCUGGGACUGGAGUAGGAGGGAGCCAUUUGCCCUGGUCAAGACUGCCAGCGAGACAGAGAGAGUCAGACUGGUGAGGUUUGACCCACUGGGUCAUUACCUGUUGACCGCUAUAGUGAAUCCCUCUAACCAACAGAGUGAUGAUGACUCUGAGGUCCCCAUGGAUAGCAUGGAGAUGCCCCACUUUCGCCAUCGAUCCUUCCUACAGUCCCAACCGGUCCACCGUACCCCCAUUCUCCACAACUUCCUGCACAUCCUGUCAUCGAGGAACUCAGGCUCACAGUCUGAGGAGCAGCAUCCUCCUGAACCCGCUGUCAAUAGUGCUGCUGACUCUCCUAGUCUUCCCUCUGGACGUUAUUCCGCCCUGCGGAAUCGCUUCCGACCCCCCUACCAGGGUUGUGUGCAACACCUUGGUAUGGUUUGCUUCUGCAGUCGGUGCUCUCCCACCCAAGCCCCUUCACCAUCUGGAGAGGACCCCUCUGACCCUGAGAGCCUGGAGACCCAGUCCUAUGCCUCCACCUUCUCCUCUGCUCGCACUGAGCCCCGGCAGCCCUCUGAGCCUCGCUCCUCACACCGUCCCUCUGCCUUCAGCAGUGUGUACAGCGGUGCUAGAGGACACUCUUUACGCACUCCAUCUUCAGGCCACCAGCAGCCAGGCCGGGAGUGUUCUGGGCGACUGGCGGGGGCAGACUGGAUGGGUAGCAUGCUCAACAUGCGGCCUGAGCGUAGUGGGGGUGUUGGGGUAUCUCCACCCAGGACUAGUGCAUCAUCUGUCAGCCUGCUGUCUGUGCUGAGACAGCAGGAGUGCUCCUAUCAGUCGCCUGUCUACACCUCUGCCACAGAGGGAGGAAGCUUUCCCCCAGCAGUUAUGAGCCCCCACACCAGUGGAAACAGCUCUGUAGAUGGACCCAGCACUAGUAGUGGACGCCACACUCUAGGGGAGGGAGGGAGCAACAGCCCCACCUCUAUCCGUAACGUGCUGCAGUGCAACUUGAAUCGCUACUUCAUGGGUUAUGAUCGCAUGCAGGAAAUGGAGCAGUCAGGUGGCGCUGGUGGAGAGAGCAGCCAAGAGCAACAGACAUGGGAGAUGCUCAAUAAUAACAUAGACUCUGAGCGGCCUGUCACCCCUCAUUAUCAGCCCCCCCACAGCGGUGAUGAUGGUUCUGGUCCCUCCCGCGGCCAUAUGAACCGCUGCAGGGUCUGCCACAACCUGUUCACGUUUAACCAAGGUACACAGCGCUGGGAGCGCACUGGCCAGACCCCAUCACAAGAGGGGAGCACCUCAUGGCAGCCCCCAAGACCCAACCUUGCCUUUCACAACAUGAGGCAGACUGUGAUACAGGAUCCCCAGUCCUCUGACAGGAGACAGUUAGCACAGCCACAGCCCAGUGCUGAUGAACCUGGAGGGGACACAGCCUUCCCUCACCGGGGAACCCCUAGCCCGCAGAGAGAACGGGCAGUGGGGUUGGUGUAUAAUCAGGAGACAGCCCAGUGGGAGAGGGUUUACAGACAGUAUGCCAGUCCAAGUCCAGCGGUGAAUGUACCACAAGAGGCCUUAAACCAAGAAAUGCCUGACGAAAGCCCUGAUGACGAUUACCUGAGAAGGAGACUUUUGGAGUCAUCUAUUAUGUCGCCGUCUCGGUAUGACAUAUCUGGCUCCCGGGACCAUCCCAUUUAUCCAGAUCCUGCCAGGUUGUCACCUGCUGUGUAUUACGCCCAGCGGAUGAUUCAGUACUUAUCUCGGCGGGACAGCAUUCGCCAACGAUCACUGCGCUACCAGAGCCGACUGCGGCCUCUCUCGUCCACCUCGGAUAGCCCAGGAAGCAACCCCUCCGUUGAGAACAACGAGGUGGACUUUGAGGCUAACGGUGAUCGCGCCAGACACAGGGCUCCGCGCAACGCUCGUAUGUCUGCCCCCUCGCUUGGCAGAUUUGUUCCCCGGAGGUUCCUACUGCCUGAGUAUCUGCCAUAUGCUGGGAUCUUCCACCACGAGAGGGGCCAGCCUGGCCUGGCCACCCAUUCCUCUGUCAACAGGGUCCUAGCAGGUGCGGUUAUUGGUGACGGUCAGUCAGCUGUGGCCAGUAACAUCGCCAACACUACCUACCGCCUCCAGUGGUGGGACUUCACCAAGUACAACCUACCUGAAAUCAGCAACUCCUCGGUCAACGUGCUGGUGCAGAACUGUAAGAUCUACAAUGACGCCAGCUGUGACAUCUCUGCAGACGGGCAGCUCCUGGCCGUGUUCAUACCCAGCAGCCAGCGGGGCUUCCCAGACGAGGGCAUCCUGGCUAUCUACUCUCUGGCGCCUCACAACCUGGGAGAGAUGCUCUACUCCAAGAGAUUCGGUCCUAAUGCUAUUUCUGUCAGCCUGUCCCCAAUGGGCCACUACGUGAUGGUAGGCUUGGCCUCUCGCAGGAUCCUGCUCCAUCACAACACAGACCACAUGGUAGCGCAAGUGUUACACCUGCAGCAGCCCCAUGGUGGAGAGACUUCCAUGAGGAGAAUGUUUGAUGUGGUGUACCCCAUGGCCGCUGAUCAACGGAGACACGUCAGCAUCAACUCGGCCCGUUGGCUCCCAGAACCUGGCCUGGGUCUUGCCUACGGUACCAACAAGGGAGACCUAGUCAUCUGCAGACCUGUAGAUACCCAGUUAGACGGAGACGGCCCCGCUGAGCACAGUGAGCCCGUAUCUGCUGUCAACAACAAUCGAGGCGGUGGUACUGGUGGGAGACGCGACGGAGAGCGACCAGGGAGCAGCAGGGCCCCCUUGAGGUCUGAAAGGGACAUGGGGCUUAUGAACGCCAUUGGUCUCCAGCCCCGUCACCCUACCCCCGUUGUGACAUCACAAGGCACACAGACAGUCAUCCCACAGCUUCAGAAUGCCGACACACAGACCGACCGAGAUCCACAGGUUCCCAGCACAUUCCGGGCCUCCGAAGCAACAGACAGGGAAUCUCAAGACCAGGGCAGUGGGGAGGACGCCGUUUCUCAGCUCCGUGGGCUGAUCGCUGAGGGUGGUAUGACGGCCGUGGUCCAGAGGGAGCAGAGCACCACCAUGGGCAGCUUCGGUAACAGCAUCAUCGUUAGCCACCGCAUCCACCGCGGCUCCCAGACUGGGACAGAGGCACCGGGUGGGGACAGAGGCACCCAGGGCAGGGGUCAGGGUGGUGGUGAUGGUUGGACGUCCCUCUCUCCGCCCCACCGGGGCACUCUGUCGUUCACAGAGCCCACCACCCGUAUUCUGACCCACCAGAGCAUGUAGCUGGGUGAGAGCUCAGCCUUCCUGUUAGAGCCCUCUGUGGGGCCCAUAGCAGGACAGUAGCACCUCUCCCCUUCCAGUACAUCAGUCUCUUUUCAUCUCAGCCCUCAGGGGCCCAUUGGGGUGGAGGAGGGGGCCGAUGGGACCCCUAUGGACACAGACGAUGCGUUUGAGGGUGUGGGACUUGUCGAUGAUCUAGAUCUACACUCCCCCUCUGCUUCCUCCUCCUCUUCUUCAACCCUGUCCCCUGUUGUCUCCCCUCUCGACAACAACAGCUACAGUGCCAGUUACCAUGGAGACCCCUACAGUCAAUAGAUGGUCAUGUGCUUUCCAUAUCCAUCUGAUCUCUACCUAGAAGACUCUCCUUCCUCUAGCCUUAUUACAUUGACUACUGGUUUUUCUGGAGGCUUCCAAUCCCAACAAUGAAAUGAGGCACUUAAAACUUCAUCCUACUCUUCCAUUGCAUGUCCUGAUUUCUAUCCAAAAGUAGGCUGGAUGAGACCUAUCUUCAACCUAGGAUUAGGCUUGGUCUCUUCCUUGGAUGUGGUGUUAUUUUCCAUGCCCUGACUUCAGUUUGAGACUUGUGUCAUUGCUCAAUUGAGUGCAAGAAUCCAAAGCUACAGUUUGACCAUUCUAUCGGAGGGAGGUGGACCUGAGUGAUUAUUUUACAAUCAGGGUUCAGAUCGGUGGUUUUCAAAGGCCAUCUAGGACCAAAUUCCAUGAUCAAAUUACUUUUUCUGCAAAACAUGUUAAGGCUCUUGAUCACUAUUAGCAAGAAGCUGAUAUGCUGAGUAGAAGCACAUUUUAUUAACCAAUCACAUUGAUACAAUUUGAUUGUGAACCUGGAUGACUGUAUCUGUUUUUUUUAUGUCUAUGAAUUAUAUUUUAUUGUGUGAGAGAGAGGAUGUUCUAUGUCACCCUUUGUGGUUGCAAAACGUUUAAUUCUUCCGUUAUAGUCGUCAUGGUUGAUUAGUGGUUCGCAAAGAUGUAGUUGACCCAAGAUAACUUUGAAUUUCUUGUACUACAUAGGAGAGCAGAAUUACAUUACAAAGUAGAAUUUAGGGUUGGGCAAUAUUUAGGGAGACCGAUUCCACAAUAUGCUACUCCAAAUAUAGACAAUAUUCGAUAUUAUCGCUGUGCGCUGUUAAUGACAAAAUAGUUCCCGACUCCUUUUUUGUUGUUGUUGCUUAUUUAUGAUAUCAUAACCUCCUUCUCAUUUAGACUUCUUUUCAACAUAUUGAUACUGCCUUACUGAUUAAGCUGCGCGGUUUUGAUUUGUAAAGUUCAAAUAGUGCGUCACAAUAGCUCGACCAUAUAGUUGAUGACAAAUAUUGCCGAUCCUUCGACAAAUAUUGCCGAUCCUUCGUUAAGCCGAACCUAGUAGCAUUACAAGACUUUGCUCCCAGACAGUGGCCAGAUAAUACCAUUACUCUUUUCUCCCCAGUGUGAUGCCUGUAUCUGGUGUGCAGUGUGCAGUCGGGUGUGUGUGUGACAAUGGCUAAUCUGUACCCGGGAAAAGAAAACAAACAGCAUGACUUAUGUAUUUCAAAGGUUGAUGUAAUAAUAACAGGGUACAGUACAGAUGUACUACUGGCAUGUAAGAUCAUGAGCCCUAGAUCCGCAGCCUUGUAACUUCGAAACGCGUUUUGAAACACCUAAAUGCUGUGCCAAGUAUUUGAAGUGAAGCAUUUCGAUAAUAGUGUAUCCUCUUCUACGAUUUAAAACGGUCAGCCCAUGUUUUGUGAUGGUUGUCUUUUAUACAGUAGGAUUCCUUCUCUAGGUCCACUGUGGUAUGUUGAGCCCAGUUUUAAGGCUAAAUGGAAUUUGAAAAGGAGAUGCAUCCGGAAGGCUCUCUUUAAAAAUGGCCUGUUUGCCUCCCACGAGCCGUCCCGGUGCCUUGGGGGUUGUGUCGUUGUGACAGAGAGGCAGUUGGAGGUGCACAGGGGCGGUGGUGCUGAUAGCAUUCCGAGUCACCAUAGGGGCAAAGCUCUCUAGGUUGAAUGGACUUUGUGCUUCAAACGGCUUGGUCAGUUCUUAGUCCUUUUUAAAACUGGUUUUAAACAGUAAUCUGCAAAAAAGAAUACAUUUUAUUUAUUGUUUUUCCUAUCAAGGUGGUCGGUUGUGACAGUGAAAGAAACUGUGUUGAAUUAAUGAAUUCGGAAGUGCUUACUGCAGCUCCAUGGUGAAUGGGUUACUUUUUUGAUAUUUGGAUGUGAAAAGUUACGCAUUAUGAACAGGUUUUUGUCUCUCAGCCACUGUUGGUCCAGCCAACUUGCACUGCUUAUAUCUGUCUCUCUAUGUAUUGUGUAUAUUGUGAUUGUAUCUGUUGUAUCUGUUGGGUUUAUUUAUGUUUUAGAAAGAUAAUGGUUAUAGAAGAUAUGCCAACUGAAGCAAUAACGUAAGGUUGAUCAUAAUCUUUUUUUCAUAUAAAUUUAACCAGAGUUGCAUUAGUCAUGUGACCCUGCAGCAGCACUGUCUAUCUCUGUUGUUCAGAUCACUUCUAGGAGAGCAAUGCACCAUUUGUCGGUUCAUAUGCUGAUCUGACGACAAACAACUUCAGGACGAUUGUCAAAGCGAUAAAUAUAUUUUGUUCAUUCGUUUAUCCGAUUGUGAAAUUGUCUUCCCAGUGUUUUCCGAUACUCUAUGACUGACCACUCACUUGUACUGUGCCGAUCUUCAUUUGAAUUUGUCCUCAAUGGGGCGGCAGGGUAGCCUAGUGGUUAGAGCGUUGGACCGGAAGGUUGCAAGUUCAAACCCCCGAGCUGACAAGGUACAAAUAUGUCGUUCGGCCCCUGAACAGGCAGUUAACCCACUGUUCCUAGGCCGUCAUUGAAAAUAAGAAUUUGUUCUUAACUGACUUGCCUAGUUAAAUAAAGGUUAAAAAAAAAAAUAAUAAUAAUUGAUCCCAUUAUGGCUUGUAAUGACUCCUGUAAGGUUAUGGGGAAUACUAGAUUACCUCUCAUAGCGUCAGACUCAGAGUGAAAUUAGAUUUGGACAAAUAUAUGCUUAUUAUUCCAGCAUUAAUUUGUUUAAUGUUAGCGUAUGAUCCAUGAGGGACAAUACCAUUCUGAUUUUAUACAUAAAUCAUCUGUUUACAACAACUUCUAACCAUCGACCCUUGGAAAGAGCAGGAAGACCGGAGUCUCAUUUACAGUUCUUGGGUUGGAUAUCAGAGUGAUCUGGGUAGUAGAAAAGGGUGUACGGGAAAGUGUUUGCGACAGACAAACCAAGAGACACAUCAGGCAUCAGAAUGGUUCAGGCUAACCCAGAUCUGUCAGACUCUGCUCCUGAAAAGACCCCCCCCCUUUGGAAACUGGAGCAGACAGCCUGACACUUUUGUUUCCCACGUUUUUUAUUUCUUUUUUUGAGCACACUCAUCUCGCGUUUUUCUUAUUUGUUUUGUUUUUGAACGGGUGGAAUGUACUGUUUUCUUUCACCUGUUUUCUAUUGUAUUUGAAGAGGAUAUGAUGGACUGCAUUCUAGUGUCCUGUUGGUCAAGAGGGCUAAUGGGGAAAAGGAUGUGUUCUAAAUCAGAAGACAGGAGCUUACAGUGGCUUCAUGGGUGACUGUUGGGUGAGGUGGAGCAGGAGAGCUGAACAGCUGCUCCCUGUGGGCUCCGGUCCUGCUGGGUUUGAAGUGGGAGGGAAAACGCAGUGAGCGAAAGAGCAGCGUUGGAUUUGGUCACCCUUGAUGCUCAUGCAGCAUUGCGUUAGAUGAGCUCAUCCGUUUCGGCUUUCACCUUCUAUCUGUGCUCUUUAUUCCUCAGUUCGCCAACACACAAUAAUCCGCCAGCGUGCGCAUCAGUUCAAAACUCAAUCAAGAACCAUAGUUAAAUAGUGGAACUACGGUAUAUACAGUAGAAAUCGCCACAUUCAGUUCUCCACAGCCCAAGACGUUUUGCGACUACCCGUGUUUUUUGAUUUUCUGUGCAAUUUAAGGGCAAUAUGUAAUCACAUCACAUACUCAACGUAUUUACUUAACGCUUUGCACUGUUCACAGAUCAUCACAAAACUCAGUGUUGUCAAGGCAUUACACUGUCAUUUUUUCAUACAGCUGAUAUUCAUGUUUGUGCAGCAGAAUAAAAAUGUCUGUGACCUUCUGGA